Molecule: messenger RNA, 585 nt
Organism: Aspergillus viridinutans
Lineage: Eukaryota; Fungi; Ascomycota; Eurotiomycetes; Eurotiales; Aspergillaceae
Product: 40S ribosomal uS13 domain-containing protein
Exons: 3
Coding region: 1-585 (194 amino acids)
Biological process (GO): translation
Cellular component (GO): cytosol; ribosome; small ribosomal subunit
Molecular function (GO): RNA binding; structural constituent of ribosome
Source: RefSeq, a predicted model, not a curated record
AUGGAAGGCGCCCUCGAUUUCACCUCUCCUUCAUCCCUCUUGCUGUCGACAAUCAAUCGCGAGUCCCGUCGCGCCAUCGCCCAUCAUGUGUACGUUCUUCCCAUAUUCCCGGACUCCCUUUCGCUCGUGUCCGGCGAGAAGACGAACUUCCAGUACAUCUUGCGUCUGCUCAACACCAAUGUUGACGGCAAGCAGAAGAUCAUGUACGCCUUGACCCAGAUCAAGGGUGUCGGCCGCCGUUACUCCAACUUGGUUUGCAAGAAGGCCGAUGUUGACCUGAGCAAGCGCGCUGGUGAGCUCACCACCGAAGAACUCGAGCGUAUCGUCACCAUCCUCCAGAACCCCACCCAGUACAAGAUCCCCAGCUGGUUCCUCAACAGACAGCGCGACAUCGUCGAUGGCAAGGACUCCCAGGUUCUGUCCAACGGUCUGGACAGCAAGCUCCGUGAGGAUCUUGAGCGCCUGAAGAAGAUCCGCUCCCACCGUGGUCUGCGUCACUACUGGGGUCUCCGUGUCCGUGGUCAGCACACCAAGACUACCGGCCGCCGUGGACGCACCGUCGGUGUCAGCAAGAAGAAGGGCUAA